Messenger RNA from Monopterus albus (swamp eel), 2539 nucleotides. RefSeq names its product tripartite motif containing 105 (gene trim105). Gene Ontology annotation, molecular function: metal ion binding; protein binding. The transcript has 8 exons. Bases 289 to 1596 code for a protein of 435 amino acids. NCBI's taxonomy places the organism in Eukaryota, Metazoa, Chordata, Actinopteri, Synbranchiformes, Synbranchidae. The record is from RefSeq and is a predicted model, not a curated record.
GGCAAGUACCCACAGAAAGCCCCGUUUGAGUCACGUGGGCCAAUUAGAAGUGGCCGCAGUCAGCACAUGCGCAGUACACGUGCAAGUGUUGUCCCAUAAUAGCUGCGAGCUCAGCAUAUUUGCUGCAGUGACUGCAUAUUUCUCCAACCAACAGCUUCAGGUUGGUGCUCAGUAUACUCUAAAGAGCUAAGGGGAAGAGUGCCCCAAUUUGUUAAGCGAGGGAAGGCGCGCGACCCCACUGCUGGAUCCAGAUUUAGACAGUGAUUAUAUCCUGCAGAAGAGUCAGCCAUGGCUGCUGCCCUUGUUGCCACAUCCACCACCAAAGGCAGCCUGAGAGAGGACCUGACAUGUGCCAUAUGCUGUGACUUGUUCCGGGAACCUGUCAUGUUGGCCUGUAUGCACCACUUCUGCAAAACAUGCAUCUCUAGGUACUGGAGAGGAACCCAUGGGCCUGUAACCUGCCCACAGUGCAGGAGGGAGUUCAGCUCCAAGCAGUUUCAGACCAACUACCUAGUGGCUGCCAUGGUUGAGAAGGUCAGGGCCACCACCUCGGACACUUGCAUUCAGAACCUCCAGAAACAACUGAGAGAGACUUUGGAGGGCCAUCGCCUUAGGAGGGACGACUACAUCAGCAGUAUUCACCGAGACAAAGACAAGAUGGAUACCAUAAAGAGAGUCGGAGCAGAUCUCCAUGCUCAUGUCAAAGGUGAAUUCAGAGCACUCCAUCAGAUCCUGCACGAUGAGGAGACCUGUAUGCUGGAACAGAUGAGGAGAGAGCAGCAGGAGGAGUUGGAGGAAAUCCAGCGCCACCUGGAGGCCACUCAGGCAGCCGUGAGGGAGCUUGAGGAGAACAUGAGAGCGCUACAGCAGGCUAGUGCUCCCACUGAGAACAUGGUGCUGACUGAGCUCCCACAGCUAAGGCCACUUGUGCUGGUGGAUCGUGCCCCAGAGUUUGAUAUAAAUGCUUUCAUCAACAAAUACAUGGCUCCAUUACAGUAUAUCACAUGGAGAAAGAUGUUCAAGUCAUUGAAGCCUGGUCCUGCCCCAUUAACGUUUGAUGUCGAGACAGCGCACCCAAGCAUUAGCAUUUCCAGUGACAAGACCAUGGCGGUCGAAUGUGACAACAUGACAUCACAUACGGAAAACGACAAGCGUUUCCUUCAGUGUGUUAAUGUUCUGGCUGCUCAGGGCUUCCAGUCAGGCCGACACUAUUGGGAAGUAGAAGUGGGCUCCAAACCCAAGUGGGACAUAGGUGUGGCUUCUGAGGCUGUCAACAGGCAUUCACGGAUCAAGCUGAGCCCCGACAGCGGCUUCUGGACGCUGCGGCUGCGAAAUGGGAAUGAGUACUCGGCCGGCACCCAGCCCUGGACCGGGCUGCAGCUCAGCUCUUCCCCACAGAGAGUCGGGGUCUUCUUAGACUGCGAGGAGAGGAGGGUGUCCUUCUACAAUGCCGACGAUAUGAGUCUGCUCUACUUGUUCACCAACGGGCCGAUGGGCAAGGUGUACCCCUUCUUCAGCCCGUGCAUUAGUGGCAGCAGCCAGAAGCCUCAGCCCAUCAAACUCCUCCACUACCCUCCUGUUGCUCUGUCUGACUAACCUGACUGCAGUCAAUCAGAGCUCUUCAGCAUGUCCAUUCACCUACUGACCAAAGGCUGUUAGAACUCAACUAGUAAAAGACAGCGCUGACAUUGUUGCACUGUCAUAUCACAAGAGUUGAAAAGUUCAGUCAGUUCUUGUUUUCCAGUCCAUCAUGUGUGUAUAUCACUAGAUGUUUCUAUGUUCAAUCUGAGAUGAACCUUAAAAGCUUUGGAAUAUUAUGAAAAUCACCCUCCCGAUCAUUUUUUUAAAAAUUCCAUUGUACUAUAAUCGCUCUGAAGAGGCUCGUUCACUUUGCAAUCAGGAGACAAAGAACCACUUCUCAGCCAUUUUUGGUUGAGUAGUGUUCAGCACAGAAGCAUCAAAUUACAUUUUAGGAUACACUGGUUCUACACUGUGCAUCCAUAUAUCUAUAAUAGAUGUAGAUAGUUGACCUUUCAAAUGAUAAUCUGAAUAAUCAUCUCAUCAAGUCAGACUGUCUGUAGGCUCACAUGUAAAAGGGAUUUUUAGGGACCAUUGAGUUUAAUCAAUAUGAAGGAAUCAUGCAGUUUUGUCUGAGAUUUUCUAUUUGAUUAAAAGGUUUUUAUAUUUUAGGAGUUGCAAAUUAAACUUUUCCUGUUCACUUUUAUUUUAGAUGCCUGCUCUCAUUCCAUGUAACUUCACAGCACCUUAUGAGUGCUCUGACUUGUAGCAGCUCCUAUUGAUUACAUUCAUUUAUAGACAUUUAUCUGCAUGCGCCUAAAUUUGAACCUGUGGUAUAAUGGGCUCAAUUGUUAAUGUGUUAUGGCUCAAGGAAAUACUAAAAUGUUGACUGGUUUAGUCUGAAAUAUAUGUCGCACGGUUGUCAUUGCAUGUUGAUUACAAUUUAAACAUUUCUGGAUAUAAACCUGUACUGUUACUGUGAAAAUGCUGAACAAAUAAUAAACCAAGUAUCAUUUUCUUU